GGCGGCGGCGGCGGCGGCGGCGGCGCAGCGAAGCUGCCGAAUCCCCGGGGUUGGUGCGACAGCUGCGGCCAUGGCUCACGAAGGCUCGAGGCAGGAGAGACAGAUCCGGGACCGUGGGGCGACCCGAUCCAAGGCAGAAAAGGUGCGGCCUCCUACGGUGCAGGUGCCACAGGUGGACAUCGUGCCUGGGCGGCUCACGGAGGCUGAAUGGAUGGCGCUCAUGGCUCUCCAGGAGGGAGAGGAUGUUGUGGGGGACAUCUUGGCUGAUCUGCUGGCCCGAGUCAUGGACUCUGCCUUCAAAGUCUACUUGACCCAGCAGUGCAUUCCAUUCACCAUUAGUCAGGCCCGGGAGGCCAUGCUGCAGAUCACUGAGUGGCGCUUCCUGGCCAGGGAUGAGGGGGAAUCAGCCGUGGUGGAGGACCCCAUGUGGUGCGAGGACGAGGAGCCCUUGGCAUGCACUACGGAUGCCUGGGCUCAGGGAUCGGUGCCUGUGCUGCAUGCACCCACCUCCAUGGGGCUGGAGGAGACCUUCCAAGGCGAAGACCAAGGGAGCGUGGACCAGAUCUCCUUAGGAAGACCAUGGAUGGAGAGAGGCUCUCAGAAGCAGAUGGAACCUUGGGAGCCUUCUCCAGAGCUGGGAGUCACUUCUGGCCCCCCGCCUACCCCAGAGCUGUUUCAGGAGACAGGGUCCAGGAGUCUUUUAGGGGACUCAGCUGUCCAGUCCAGAGACCACCAGGCUUUGGUGGAGCCCUUGAAUGUAAGCCGCCAACCAUCGGUGGAGAUGGCUCCCGAUGGCAGUCCCCACUCUUCUCUGGAGCUGUCUCAGGUAGCCAGCACCCAGAUCUUGGCCCAGAGGGCACAGCCCCGCAGCUCGCAGUUGUCACUGGAGGGCCUCUAUUAUUGCACGUCCCAGCCACACGUAGCUGGGGACAGGCUGAAGCUCAAGAAGGAGGACGUGCCCCACAUCGACUCGGGCGUGUCGGUGGCCAGCCUCUCCACCAGUGUCCCCAUAACGCUCGGCCCCUCCGCCCAAUUAGAGCCACAGCAGCCUCGGUUCCCGGAUGUUCCCCUGAGCAAGCUUCACUACAGGAUGGGCCGCAAGGCCGGGUCUCGUCUGGACCCCAUGCGCCUGCCGCGCCAUUGGGUGCGCCCGUUGGCCGAGGUUCUGGUUCCAGACUCGGAGGCACGAUCCCUGGAAGCCUACCGCGGGCGCCAGAGGGGUGCGAGGACCGAGGCUCCCGAGGCUCCCGCCAGGCCUCUAACACCAGGACCCCGUAUUGGUGUCUCCCCGAAAGUUUUCUUCUCUUUCCCACCUAGCGCUCCUUUCCGUGCCUUGGGCCCGGGCCCUGGCCUCCAAUCCCCCCCUUUUAGCUUAGGCCUACCAUCGCCAGGCUUUGGGUCAAAGUUGCCCUUUCCCAAACCUGGCCUUGGCUUUCUUGCCUCGCAUCCAGCCCUCCCUGAUCUGGCCCAGAGCCCCAGGCCCAAACUGUGGCCGGGUGCCAAAUGGCCCUGUGGCUGGGAGGGGGAGGCUGAGUUGCUGAGGGACAUGUGGGCCGGCCGCAGCCGCUUAAAUCCGCAGGGCCUGGAUCCCAGGGACCAGGAGGGUCAGGGUCCUCACAGGUGCCCACAUUCGGCACCCCAAGUCCUUGAGGCCACGUCGCAGGUGAUGUGGAAGCCCAUGUUGCUGCCAGACGCAAUGAAACUGGCUCCUGGUGUGAGCAUGUGGAACCCAAACACCCAGGUGCUGCUCAGAUCAGCAGUACCCCAGCAGGAGGACAAAGAAAGUGGCACAUCUCCUCCCGUUGAGCAGCACCCCAUCCCGACAGGUGCCCCAAAGCCUCAGGUGACCAUGAGACAACUAAUGAAGAACCCAACCCCCAAAGUGUGGUCAUUCCUCUCCAAGCACCUGCCCUAUUCUGGGCUGUGAAGCUCAGGCAGUACUUUCUGCUUGCCAGAAUAAACACCUGAAUUGCCUUAAGAGUUGGUCUGAUGUCUCUGUCAGUUUCUUUCAAGGAUACUUACUCAGGAGCAGUUGUCCUGUAGUCCUAGAAGAAUACAGAACUCUGGUCCCAAGGAAUAACCCCAUUUCCACUCUUAGGAGACCCUGCAUUAGGGUAGCUGUUGCUCCCCAGCAGAGGCGUUCUGGAGAACCGCCCCCCACUCCACAAAGGAGUAGACAUAAAGGCUGCAAGUGGGGUCUGCUUCAGUUAGAAUCAGAGUCUCCUUGCAGUAGAGGCGUAAGGGGAUGUCCCUGCUUAAGCACACGUUGAUUAAAGACAAAAUUUGAUAUCCUGCUUCUCCAAUUCCUGGAGUUUAUCAAUUCACUUUAGGGCGCAAAUCCAAGUUUCACUUGGAGACAACUAUGAGCCUACACAGGGCUCGGAGAAGCACUGACUUUGAGCCAGAGAUAGCAGUGAGGCAAUCAAGUGUCCAAGGCAUGCAAUUUAAGGUGGAAUUCACUCCCAAGCUCAAAUAGGGUGCUUCAAAAAAUCUGAGAGUGAGUAGCCUCUUUAAAAUUUGUGUCCCUAGGCACCACACCGCCUGAUUGCUAAUCUCCACUUAGCUUUGGCUAGCUCCUCCCCAACUUACCUGCACUGUAGCCCAGCUCUUCUGGUGGCAGACCAGCAAGUCUUUGCUAUGUUGCAGUGGUCUCUACUUGGCACCCUGGUCUGGAGCCCUGGCUCUGUUCUGCUUAUUCUAGUCCUGCUUAGACUAAGUGUGCGGCUCUGGCAUGAAUCUUAUCUUUGGGACCUCCGACAGUGCUCCACAGACCUAACUGGGAAGACAGCAGUCGUGACUGGAGCCAAUAGUGGCAUCGGAAAGGCUGUAUGCCAGGAACUAGCUCGUCGUGGGGCCCGUGUGAUCCUCGCCUGCCGUAACUGGGAGCGUGGACAGAAAGCCCUUGCCGAGAUCCAAGUAGCCUCAAAGGGGACCUGCCUCCUGCUUGGCCAGGUGGACUUGAGCUCUAUGGCCUCCAUCCGGAGCUUUGCCCGGUGGCUUCUGCAGGAGUACCCCGAGAUACAUCUACUGGUUAACAAUGCUGCAAUCUCUGGAUUCCCCAAGACACUUACCCCAGAGGGCCUUGAUCUCACCUUUGCCACCAACUAUGUUGGGCCCUUUCUGCUUACAAAUCUACUCCAAGGGGCCCUACAACGGGCAGGGUCAGCUCGGGUAGUGAAUGUGUCUUCCUUUCGGCAUGCACAUGGGUAUGUUGAUGAGAAACAUCUGACAGGGGCUGGCAAACCUUUGAACUUAAUCCAGAGCUAUGACUGCAGCAAACUGCUCUUGACCUCCUUCACUGGGGAGCUUGCCCGAAGACUUCAAGGGACAGGUGUGACUGUGAACUCUGUUGACCCAGGUGUGGUAUACACAGAGAUCAUGAAGCCUUACCCUUGGUUGUACCGCUUCCUUUUCUGGCUCUUCAGCUUCUUCUGUAAGGAUGUCAAACAAGGUGCAAUCCCAGUCCUCUACCUGAGCUUGGCAAAGGAGCUGGAUGGUGUUUCUGGAAAAUAUUUUAGCAGUUCCUGUAUGAUAACUCUCCCCACUGAAGCUGCUCAGGAUCCUCAAGUGGCCCAAAGCCUCUGGAAUGCCUCAGUCCAGCUAACGAACCUAGACAAGAUGGACUGAUCCUCUGUGACCCCUACCCUAAUAUACCAUCCUCUCUGACUCCCAGCCCUUUCUCUGAUCAUGCCUUUUGUUUACUAGCUUCAAGCAUCAAUCAUCAUGUUUGGUAUAACAAACACUUCCUCUUCCUGUUGGCUCACUGGCACGAGAGCUCAGAUUUGCCAGAGGAUAGUUUUAGCUCCUACUUUACUGCCAGUUCUCUGAUGGAACUCUUUAUCCCUUGGCUACUAGGAUCUCCAAACCUACAGAGUCCCACGCUGUGAUUGACAGGGAGAAAACUCCUUCCAGUGGGAAUUAGGGGUACCAGUAAGAAGGGAGACCUCCACCUGUACCUGUUGGUUUCUGCAUGUGUGCUUCCUGGUUUCGGGGUAGACAGCACCACAGAGUGCUCUCUUGAUUAAAGCAUAUACCACAUCCCAUAGGAUAGCAUUCAGACCUCACAGUGUGGUUUCCCAACUGAUACUGUGCCUGAGCCUGCAGAUGAUCAUUCCACCUUCCCAUCAAAUCAGCUGCUCCUGGGGGAUGAGCCAAGCAACAAGAUCAGUGAAUUCCAGUUCUGGGAGCCCAUCAUUUUUCUCCCAAGGUCUUUGUUCAUCUAGAUAUAUGUUGGGAUCAGCUUUUCAAAUUUCACGCACACAUGAACCCUUCUCUGGUUCCAUGACAUCUACUUGGGAGGAUUGACGUUUUUAUGAUAUUGAGUUUUCCUAACCUCAAACAAGGUUGCUCCUAUCUAUUUAACUCUUUUUAAUAUCUUUGCAGAAUUUUUAUGAUUUUAUCUGUAAAUAUCUUAUACUAGUUUUACUAUAUUUAAUUCAGGUACCUUCAUUUUGAUGCUAUUAUAAGUGGUGCUUUAACCUUCGUGUGCUGAUUGUUUAUUAAAUGACUAUUAUAAGUUAUCUAAUUUUAAUGAAUUAUCUGUAGGUAUUUUUGGUUUUUCUACAUAGAAAAAUCACACUAAGAAAAAUAACAGUUUUAGUUCUUCCUUUUCCACUGUUCUUUUAUUUCUUUUUCUAGAAGACCUUUAUAGAUUUUCUAGUACCUUGCAUUUCUGAAAUAAACCCAAUAAACCACCUUGCAUUUUUGGUCA
This is a messenger RNA of Canis lupus familiaris (dog), 4711 nucleotides long. It is a transcript of the gene C17H2orf81, whose product is annotated as chromosome 17 C2orf81 homolog. The record is from RefSeq and is a predicted model, not a curated record. The transcript has 9 exons. The coding region runs from base 71 to 1927 and encodes 618 amino acids. Lineage: Eukaryota; Metazoa; Chordata; Mammalia; Carnivora; Canidae.